AUGAGUUGCGAGGACGGCUACGAAAGCAUGGUGGAGGGCCAAAAGCCGGGACAACGACUGUCCAAAGUUACUUUCCAGGCUAUCGAGGUGUUGGCAUAUGCCCUUGCCAAUCUGGAUGGCUAUCUCCCUUCGGUUGCAAGUCUACAGGGUGACGUCUACCAUCAGAUCGUUGCACUUGUGCGAAUGCUUGCUGACUUCAACUUUGCUCAGAUGCUGCAGGGAGAGAAUAAUCCGCAUUCUGUGUGGCAGCUGCAGUGUGCCAGAGAAGACGAGGGCGAGGAUGUGUAUCGGACUUUCCUCUUCGUUCAGGUCACUGGCAGUAUGUCCUUGGCUGGCUCCAUGUUCCUGACCGAACCGAACGGGCGCUCCGUGAUGAAAGGGCUGGCUUGUUUGCACGACCUUACCGGUGUCGAUCCUGCUGCGGUGUACUGGAAUUACAUUUCCAGCCGAGCGGAAGCAUUGGACUUGCAUGUCGCGACCCCGAGAACCGUGCAGGCAUCUUCCUUGCAAGCCCUGGCAAACAGUUGGGAAGACUUGACCAAUCAGGAACAAGACUCAUUGCUGGAGCUUUUCCUGGCAGAUGGACACGAAGACAAAGCCUUCAUUCUAUUGUAUUUGCCCUUGUUCCUCGCGAAUGCAACGGCAAAUCCGGAACUCGGCCUCAGACAUGGCUUGCAGUUCCUGGUGGAGCUCCAUACGAAAUUGAUGACACACCGCUGUCUAAACCAGGAGGCCUCCACUGUGACAGUAGACAUAUCAUCUUUGGCAUCCGCAGCAAAGAGCAUUGACGGCGCCCGUCUCCUCAGACUGUGUCUCGAUUGCUCUCGGAUCGUCAAACACGGCACUGGUGUCACAGUUCUGCUGACCGCAGAGAGCUAUCAGUUCAUGUCAGGCCAGCUCGUAGACGAGGAUCGCAAGUUACAGAUGUUGGAGUUGGUGGCUGCGCAACAGCGUCGCUUGGAGGAUGCAUUGAUGGGCAGAAGACAGUCGGUGCUGGUGCAGGAAGGACAAUCACGACCUGAUACAGUAUUGUCAGAUGUGUUCUGA
Molecule: messenger RNA, 1047 nt
Organism: Symbiodinium necroappetens
Lineage: Eukaryota; Dinophyceae; Suessiales; Symbiodiniaceae
Source: the annotation of a GenBank genome assembly